Nymphaea colorata (pocket water lily) is the source of this 666-nucleotide messenger RNA. RefSeq lists its product as uncharacterized. Gene Ontology annotation, biological process: spliceosomal complex assembly; regulation of mRNA processing; protein phosphorylation. The record is from RefSeq and is a predicted model, not a curated record. Lineage: Eukaryota; Viridiplantae; Streptophyta; Magnoliopsida; Nymphaeales; Nymphaeaceae. Gene Ontology annotation, molecular function: protein kinase activity; ATP binding.
AUGGAACGAAAGAACCAUACCUCUAAUAAUGCCACCAUCGACUUGGGGGAAAAAAUCAGGGAUGUACUUAGGAGAUUGGAUGAUGAAGACGAUUCGGAAGAUGAGGGGAUUGAGGAUUAUGAAAUCGGAGGCUAUCAUCCCGUCCACAUUGGAGAAGUUCUGCUAAACCGAUAUGUGGUGAUCCAAAAGUUAGGAUGGGGGCAUUUUUCAACGGUUUGGCUCUGCAAGGACUUUAAACACAAAACCUACGUUGCUGUAAAGAUCCAGAAGAGCUCAUCUCAGUACAUGGAGGCGGCCUUUGACGAGGUUUAGAUCCUGCAGAGAAUAUAAUAGAAAUGCCACAGCAAGUAGUGGGGAAGCAGGGAGGAAUCGCAUGUGGUGGGACUCCUCAAUGCCUUUGUGCAUAAAACGUACUGUGGAAAUCACUUUUGCAUGGUGUUUUAGACUAGCUGCAACCUGCUGGACGUUAUCAAGAGAUAUAACUACCAAGGAUUGCCUAUGGAUGUCUGCCAGGAAAUAUCGAGACAAGUUCUCGUAGGCUUGGACUUUCUGCACAGAGUCUGUGGAGUCAUUCACACUGAUCUAAAACCAUAAAACGUAAUGGUCGGCCUCAGUGAUGCUGAAUUGAAGGAAAUAGUAUAGCAUGGACAACUGGCCAACGGUUAA